GAGAGAGAGAGAGAGAGAGAGAGAGAGAGAGAGAGAGAGAGAGAGAGAGAGAGAGAGAGAGAGAGAGAGAGAGAGAGAGAGAGAGAGAGAGAGAGAGAGAGAGAGAGAGAGAGAGAGAGAGAGAGAGAGAGAGAGAGAGAGAGAGAGAGAGAGAGAGAGAGAGAGAGAGAGGAUUAUCUUUUGUACUUCCAUUAG
Scylla paramamosain (green mud crab) is the source of this 195-nucleotide messenger RNA. RefSeq lists its product as uncharacterized. The transcript is spliced from 2 exons. The record is from RefSeq and is a predicted model, not a curated record. The annotation marks the transcript as partial. NCBI's taxonomy places the organism in Eukaryota, Metazoa, Arthropoda, Malacostraca, Decapoda, Portunidae.